UGGCGGAGACAUAUUUCAGUGGGACCGAUUCCCGCCAAAGCAUUCUAAAUUGGAGACGCCGCUCGGUGCCAACCACAAGAUGUUGGCGAUAAACGCUACAAACAUACAUUGAGAAGGGCGGAUGUUCCCGGAAGAAACAUUAACACUGGGACGCCAGAAGGAAAUGACGUAUAGGGGACUGCUCCGCCCAACCCGGAAGUACCUGGAAACUAAACACGUGGGGCACCAUGGAGGUUGUAGGCGAGAUGGAGCCUGCGGAAUAUGAAGGCUCAGAUCUGAGCUCAGAAGUUUCUGAUGGAGGCUUCUCUGCCAGCGGAGAUGAUGACUGCGACAAUGAGGAUGAGGUCACGAAGGAUGACCAAGAGUCCUUGGAGGAUGAAAAUGCAAACAAAGGCUGGGCCGACGCCAUGGCCAAGAUCCUUAACAAGAAGGUAUCUGAGAGCAAGGCCAUAUUGGUGAAGAGCAAAGCCCUGGAGAAGGACAAGCUUGAGAAGCUGGAAAAGAAGAAGCAGCUUGAUAAAAAGCGGCAGUGGGAAAUGAUGUGCAGAGUGAAGCCAGAUGUGGUCAAAGACAAAGAAGCGGAGAGAAAUCUGCAGAGAAUAGCCACAAGGGGGGUCGUACAGUUGUUCAACGCGGUAAGAACCCACCAGAGUAACAUGAAUGACAAACUGAAAGAUGCCGGGGGCUCUGAAAGGAAACGAAGCAAGCUGAUGUCCUCGGUUUCCAAGAGAGACUUCAUAGAUGUUCUCAGAGGGAAAGAAACUAAAGGCGAGAAGUCGACUACAGAAAAAAAGGGAGCUAAAAAGGUCGCUGUAAAAACAGAAAAUGAGCCCGGGUGGAACAUCCUACGAGAUGACUUCAUGAUGGGGGCGUCCAUGAAAGACUGGGACAAAGACAGCGACCACGAGGAGGGCGGAGAGAACGCGGGACCCAGAUCCAAUCGGGACGACAGUGGAAGUGAUUCUGACAGAUAACCGCGCAGGUGGAAGGAAGCUGCAGAUAAAGCCGCUCCUGCUCGGAUAAACACUUCAUUCUGUGAAUGCAUAACAUUUUUCGGAUGACACAAAUACCUUGUUAUAGGGAAGUAAAAAUACAUCAAUUUCCAUUCUGCGGGAUCUGUUACCGUUUCAGUUUCCAAUAUGGGACUAUGAUGGGCAGCGUACAGACACAGGAAAAACAUUCUGUACAAUGGAACGUGCCAGUUUUUGUGGGUUUUGCCAAGAAGUGCACUAAAGGUUUGCUCAGGUCCCAGUACAAUGAUAAUUAUAUUUCUACUCUGUAAUAUGAAGUCAUAGUCGGGUUAAACAGUACCUUUUAGAAAGUCCGAGGGGGGGGGUUGUUAUCACAUGUUCACUCCCUGCUGGAACUUAAUGAAACAUCACAUUGGUUGGUUGGUUACUUUUAACGCUGUAAAAAAAUAGAACGUUCCAGUUUUCAUCGAGAAUGGUUCAUUUUGUUCCUCCUGUAUAAUGAGGGAUUGAUUCAUUAGAAGAUCAAGCUGAAGUAGUGGGAACAGGAAAGAUUAGUUUGUACCAUUAGCAGAUGUACAUUAAAAAGACCCCUUCCAGUCAUGACCAUGAAGUGCCACUUGUUGAUUCUUGGCCACCAGAGAAAGCCAUUUUACCGUGGCACGGCUCAGUUGACUUUGGGCAUGUUAUAGUAGAAGUCUUCUCGGCUCACACUGAGACUGCCAGAUAAUAAACCACAAGGUCAAUUAA
Messenger RNA from Xenopus tropicalis (tropical clawed frog), 1718 nucleotides. RefSeq names its product ribosomal RNA processing 15 homolog (gene rrp15). Gene Ontology annotation, biological process: rRNA processing. The coding region runs from base 228 to 974 and encodes 248 amino acids. The record is from RefSeq and is a predicted model, not a curated record. The transcript is spliced from 5 exons. NCBI's taxonomy places the organism in Eukaryota, Metazoa, Chordata, Amphibia, Anura, Pipidae.